Dinoponera quadriceps is the source of this 1165-nucleotide messenger RNA. Its product is annotated as phospholipase A1 2-like. Gene Ontology annotation, molecular function: lipase activity. The record is from RefSeq and is a predicted model, not a curated record. Lineage: Eukaryota; Metazoa; Arthropoda; Insecta; Hymenoptera; Formicidae. The annotation marks the transcript as partial. The transcript is spliced from 4 exons.
UCGCACGAUCCCUCUUCAUCCCUCGAAUUUAUUUCAUUAAAUCAUAGUGACCAAUUACACCAAUUAAAAGAGAAGGAAAAAUUGAAGAAAUUUGUUCCAGGUGACAGCAAGAUAUUACCUUUGAAGAAAUUACCUUCAAAGAUAUUCGGACACUUGAAGUCGCAUGUCGACAACACUGUUAAGAAACCUUUGAAGGUUUUCGGACACUUGAAAUCGCAUGUCGAGAACUCUGUGGGGCCCUUACGUAUAAACAAAUUAACCCCCAAUUGCAUUUUCGGUGUGAAAUCGAUGUCGAUGGUUUUGUUCACUAAGAACAUUCCAGAUGGCAAGUAUAUCAGUUUAGACAACGACUUAGGCAGAGACUUAGACCUAACAAAGACAAUUUAUUUCACCGCACACGGUUUCAUCAGCAAUGUUAAUCAUUCUCUUAGUAACAGGCUGUCGAGGGCGUUGGUCGAGGUAAAUAUCGCGCUUGUAUGCAUGAUUAGAAUACCGAGUGAAUAUUCGAUAAAGUAUCUUAUACUUCGGAGGAAACAGGUUGAAUAUCUUUCGCUUUUACAGAAAGAUUAUACGGUGUUUUCCCUGGAUUGGUCCGACGCGGCGUGCACGACUGGUGGGCUUCCACUUGUGAAACUCCUAGGAUACCCAAGCGCAGUGCAAAACACUCGAGAAAUAGGCAAUCUCAUGGCUGACUACGUCAUGUCGUUGAUUGAUCACGGCGCUUCGUUGAGAAACAUGGCAUUCAUCGGUCACAGUCUAGGCUCGCACGUGUGUGGAUUCGCCUCGAAGAAGAUUUACGAGUCAGGUUACGGGAAGGUCCCGCUUUUAUUUGCCGCCGAUCCUGCGCAACCACUGUUUCAAUCGAAGCAAUGUCCCGAUAGGCUUUGUGAUACAGAUGCAAAAUUGGUGAUCACACUUCAUACAUCGCAGAUUGGGCUAGGGUAUCCCAUUGGCGGUCUCGAUCUAUAUUUCAACGGUGGAUUUGUGCAGCCAAAAUGUAAGCAAAUGCAUUUCUUUCAACAUAUACAGAGAAAUAAUGUCACGAUUAUGUUAUUUGAAUAGCGCGAACGUAUUCUGCCGGUAAAAUUUUCAAAUAUGGCAUACCUUUAAUGUCAUUCUUGUUUCUUUAAUUUACUGUUUCGUUUAUGUAUCUUACGUAGCAAAA